GAUGGAGGAAGAAAUGCAGCCGGCAGAGGAGGGGCCCAGCGUCCCCAAAAUCUACAAGCAGCGCGGCCCCUACAGCGUCCUCAAGACGUUCCCCGGCAAGAGGCCCGCGCUGGCCAAGCGCUACGAGCGACCCACCCUGGUGGAGCUGCCGCACGUGCGGCCGCCCCCGCCGCCCUUCGCCCCGCACGCCGCGGUCUCCAUCAGCAGCAGCGAGCUGCCGCCGCCGCCGCCGCAGCAGUUCCAGGCGCAGGGAUCUUUCCCCCCUGGGCCUGGCCGGGCCAACGCCGCCGCGUCGUCGUCGUCUCCGUCCGGCACGCCCGCCGCGUCCCAGGGCCACCUGAGGACUACGGCGCCGCCGCCCGCGGCCCCCGCCGCGUCAUCAUCCUCUUCUUUCGCCGCCGUCGUCAGGUACGGGUCGAGCCCGGCGGCCGCCGCGGGCAGCAGCAGCAACACGGGCGGCGACGGCGCCAGCCUGGAGCUCAGCGCAGAGAGUCGUAUGAUCUUGGACGCUUUUGCUCAACAAUGCAGCCGAGUCCUUAGCCUCUUAAAUUGUGGAGGCAAACUUCUAGACGCCAACCAUUCUCAAUCCAUGAUAUCUUGUGUGAAGCAGGAAGGCUCAAGUUACACUGAAAGACAGGAACCAUGUCCUGUUGGCAAAGGGGUCCACAGUCAGACCUCAGACAAUUUAGACAUUGAGAUGCAAUAUAUGCAAAGGAAACAACAAACUUCUGCAUUUUUGAGAGUUUUCACUGACUCCCUGCAGAAUUACCUGCUCUCAGGGAGCUUCCCAACUCCAAACGCCUCCUCGGUCAGCGAGUAUGGCCACCUGGCGGAUGCGGACCCUCUGUCCACGUCCCCUGUGCACACGCUGGGUGGCUGGGCCUCCCCGGCGACAUCGGAGUCCCAUGGUCACCCGUCGUCUUCCACGCUGCCUGAGGAGGAAGAGGAGGAGGAGGAGGAAGGCUACUGUCCCCGAUGCCAAGAGCUGGAGCAGGAGGUGAUCUCACUGCAACAGGAGAAUGAAGAGCUCAGAAGAAAGUUAGAGAGCAUCCCAGUGCCCUGCCAGGCCGUGUUGGAUUACCUGAAGACGGUGCUGCAGCAUCAUAACCAGCUGGCGGUCCCGCAGCCUGCCGACCAGCCGGCCGAGGGAAGCAAGCAGCUGUUGAACAACUAUCCUGUCUACAUAACGAGCAAACAGUGGGAUGAGGCUGUAAAUUCUUCCAAGAAAGAUGGGAGGCGGCUCCUUCGAUACCUCAUCAGAUUUGUUUUCACUACCGAUGAGCUUAAGUACUCAUGCGGCCUUGGAAAAAGGAAAAGGUCAGUGCAGUCAGGAGAGACAGGUCCUGAAAGACGCCCUCUGGAUCCAGUUAAAGUAACAUGCCUCCGAGAAUUCAUUAGGAUGCACUGUACCUCCAACCCCGACUGGUGGAUGCCCUCAGAGGAGCAGAUAAACAAAGUGUUCAGCGAUGCUGUGGGUCAUGCCCGGCAGGGGCGAGCCGUGGGCACUUUCCUGCACAAUGGAGGCUCCUUUUAUGAAGGGAUCGAUCACCAGCCUUCCCAGGAUGAAGUCUUCAAUAAAAAUUCCCAGGAUGGAUCUGGUGAUUAGUGGACAGAAUCUUUCCACACGAGCAGCUGGUCCUCUCGAGUUCCAAUGGUGAAUGUUCUGUUACCAUCACUUUAGAAUCCAAAGCAUGUCACUCUGUCAGACUUUACACAUCCUAAACCUUAACUCUCUCGACCUACUGCCAAACAGUUCCCAAUACAAGCCCAUUUUUGGGUUGUUUGGAAAGUGUAUGAAGCCUGCAGAGAUUUUCAGAAUACUAUAUUACACAAAGAGAAACCUACACUUGAUUUCAGAUGAUGACUAGUUAGAUGGUGAGGGUGGGAAAAAGAUAGGUGGAUUCUUGGUCACCUGUCUGAUACUUUCCGAUGAGCUCUGCUUCAUGAGCAGGGCUGGUCCCUGUGGAGAUUAGUUUGGUGCUCAUGGGAGAAGGUAGAGACACGGCAUUGUCCCGAGGGACAAGGAACAGGCAUUCUCAUUUUAAUUCAGAUAAGUUGUCUUUAUGUUUUCCAAAGACUUGAAUUUAUACUUCUCAGCAAAUACAUAGAAUAGGUGACAUUGUAUGUUGUGUCUACAUUGACAGAACCUGUUACUCAAACAGAAACCAGAGAUCAGAGGUCACCUCUAGACAAUGAUGAGUUGGAAGCUAGCUGUUUCUGUUACUUUUUACCAAAAAAUAAAAUAUCUACUGUGUUGAUAAGGAAGGCACUAUAUGAUCUCUGGAGUUGACAAACAGUAAAAGUUUUCACUGUGUCAGUCAAGAAACAUCCAAAGAUCCCAAACCAUUUUCAAAUGCUCGAUUUUGUAGGUUCAUAGAUGCACAAUUUCCACAGCCUUAAACCAGGCUCUGUUGACACAAUGCCAAAGUGAUGGCUGAACACGAGAAUCUUGGCCAGCUAGUCGGGUACACUGAGGACCAAGCAAGUGGUGAGGCCAAUGGUGUUCCCGGAGCUUGUUCCGGAAUCCGCGUACACACAGCUUCGAGGCCAUUCCGACAACUAUGCAACAGGCUUGCCAUUUCCCUGAAAUCUGAGGGUCUUUUUGUGCUGAGUUGAUCUAUAGAGUUUGCGUAAAUCUUGUUUCUCGUUGUCACCAAUGGAAAUGUUUCACCCCGGUUGUUGUACUUGCUUCCUAGAGAUGAUAGAAUCUGUUUCUGCUUCAAGUGUGGGUAGAAGGGGCGGCCUCCUUUAUCACCCUAAUCCAGAUAACUGUGUUCUUUGUAAAGCUUAGGGCUAAAUGGGCAGCUUUUAUUAAAGGCUGCUGCUGUUUAGGCUUCACUGGGAAUGGAGAGGAUGACAUUAGAGCAUUUGUUUAAAAAAAAAAAAGUCAUCAUCUUUUUUGAUAGGGAAAUUGAGAGAGGUUGUGUAUGUGGCUACUUCACAGCUAUAGAGCACGUGGGUGAUUUCAUAUUCUGGAUCUUUCAUUUAGUCAUAAACACUGACUGUGUAGUCUCUUGUCAGUCAUUAGCACAUUGACCUUCAUCAGAAUUACAAGGUGACACAUUAAUAUGUUACUUGACCCAGCUUCUCCACCUGUCAGAUAGCGAUAGGGACAGUUCAGUCCAGUAAGUUCUUGUAACAGCAGAUUUUCUCCCCAAAAUCUCGACAACAAUACAGACUUGGGAAUCUGCAAGUUCAUGAUGUCUGCAUUUUCCUGGCACUUUUAAUGGCUUGACCUCCUGAUGCGAUCAGAAAACAGAUGGAGUAUCAAGUAGGAAAGGUGCAGUUUUCAGAAAAAGGAAUGAAUCUUGCCCUCGUUUGAAUUCUGUCAUUCAACACAUACUCUGGAACCUUACCCUAAUGCCACAGACUACCUCCUUAGUUUUUCUUAGAUUUCAUUCAUUUUAAAAAAGUCUCAUUCUUGGAUAGCUUCAUUUUUAGAAAAGAUUUAAACUUUGCUCAUCAGUGCUAUGUCAUUUCACCAUACAAAUGCUUGUAAUUUUUGACAGCUCUUCUAUACCAGUUUUUAAAAAUGUAAUAGUGAUUUUCAGCAUAUGGUGCAAGUCUUGCUGGUGUGUGUUUAAUGUGGUGACACUUGCCAAAACUGCUUGGCAAAACAUGUCAAAUAGGAUGCUUGAGUCAGAACGCUAGUGUAAAUGUCUCUAAACAGCAGUAUGUAUCAUUAUGAUAUAUUUUUGUAAACAUAGUGAUGGCUUCUUUCAGUCAUGUAAGGACUAGAUAAAAAUAACCACUUCACUUGAAAUAAUGUAGGAAAAUGCCACCCAGUCGAGGGCCCUCUGCAGUUGAAUUAUCAGCCAGUGGUUAGGACAGUGAAGAAUUAAUGCUGGACAACAUGAAGUGCAAAAGUAAUAACUCACCAGUACUUGAGUCCUUCUUAAAAUUCAAAGCUGUAAUGAGUAUAUUUGCCUGUUAGGGACCACGUUUACCCUGCAUGGUGUGUUCAGUUGCAAAGAACAUUCAGAGGACUUCACUCAUCUAACCACCAGCUUGGUCAGUAUGGCUUACUGAUAGCACUAAACUGCCGUACCUUUGUGGUAAAAGUACCAGAUUAAAUUUCCUCGUGACUGUCCACAACUGGCUAAUACAAGCACUAGGCUUUCAUGCAAUCACAGUUCCCCAAAUUACAGUAAAAAACACAUCUGCUGAGAUGACUUACUCAAAAGCAGCUCAUUGUCAGAACGGCCCCAGUACAAACAAGCAGCCUGAUGGGUCUUGCCUGCGUUGGGCAAUUGUUCAGGCCCGUCCAGAACCACUGGCAAUAGCUGUGUGCCAGGUGUUCUGCUAAGCACUUUAUGCCUCCUCUCACUUUAGUCCUCACAAGCACCCCCUAGGCUGUUAUUGUUACCCCAUUUUAUUGAGCUGAUUACUCAGCUAGCAAGGGGAAAUCUUUGGGUUUAGAAAGUGGAAUGACUCGUUCCAUUUUCUCCAGUAGUUCCAGUUUUCUCCAGUUCUCAAAACCCAUCAACACUUUAGGAUAGAUUUGUUUAAUCGAAGUACUGACUAAAAUGACAUGACAAUUCACAUUUCCAUCAUAGGGUUCCCAGUCCAAAAAUGCAGGGAUAUAAAAGCAAAACUUUGAACUCACUGAAGUGUGUUCUUUGGGAGCAGAUAGAUGUUAGACGUGGCACUGGACACGGGUCAGCCAGCAUUCAUUCACUUUUCGCGUUUGUUGUAUUCGUAGCCUUAGAUCUGAUGAGUCUGGUUUGGAAGAGAGGGUUUUAACCAUGAUGUCACUGUGAGAAUUGUCGUGAAGAUUUUGUAGGAGAAUACAGUAAUCUGUUGAUAUUCUCCUGUAGUUGUGGCUGUUAACACUUUUGGCUGUGUUUUAAGUUUCAAGAGCUUGCCUCAGCCAUCAGAGCCUGGCUUAGUGUCUAGGGAACAGGACAUGCCAGGCCACGAGAGGGGUCCUGAAACCUUGGAGGUGGCUGCUCCGGUCCGACCCUGCCCCAUUUAAGCAUUGCCUAUGUGUGUGUGUCCUCUCUGGGACUUCUGUAGCAGCCUGACACUGGGGCCAACUUGCCUUUACUCUCUUUUCUAUGAAGAACACGUGUGCAGAAACUGUGACAAAUUCAUUGAUCCAGAUAUUUUUAUUGUUGAAGUCUCGUUGAUUCUCUAUGAAUAAUUUCUAUUUGAUUGUACUGUGUAGAGUUAAUACCCACUAGAGAUACGUUAAUAAAACUAUAAAUGCAUAGUGUAAUACAGGAUAGCAAGAUUUUUUGUGAACAAUUUAUAUAGAAGAGUAAGUUGUUUUUUAAGUGUUAGGCACAUUUCUUUUAGGAACUUAAAAUGUUAUAAGAGUUUUUUAAACAUUCAAUAUUUUUAAUUAUAAGAAACAUUUGUUACUAGAGCCAGUUAUUCAGGUGUUCUAAUUGGAGUAUUGAUUUUAUUACUUCAUAUACCUCUAGAAUGCCACAUGUUCUGUUGGAGAUAAAGUUGCACAAUAAAUGUUAAGUUUCUGUUAA
This is a messenger RNA of Odocoileus virginianus texanus, 5483 nucleotides long. RefSeq names its product BEN domain containing 4 (gene BEND4). Lineage: Eukaryota; Metazoa; Chordata; Mammalia; Artiodactyla; Cervidae. The record is from RefSeq and is a predicted model, not a curated record. Gene Ontology annotation, molecular function: DNA binding.